Darwinula stevensoni is the source of this 3200-nucleotide messenger RNA. The record is from the annotation of a GenBank genome assembly. Lineage: Eukaryota; Metazoa; Arthropoda; Ostracoda; Podocopida; Darwinulidae.
AGGGUUUCUAUUUCCGAAGGUUGGAGCUUUGCCGUUAGCAGACAAUGAUCCACGAGACAAAUACAUCUACGAGGUCAUUGUGUCUACCGGUGACAAGACAUGUGCGGCCACCGAUUCCGUCGUUUCUUUCAUCUUGGCUGGAGAGCAAGGAGAAAGUAAGAUGAGGACAUUCGGGAAACCAAAGCGUCCAAUAUUCCGCAAGGGGGCAGUGGAUGCCUUUGUCAUGACCACUUCCCGAUCUCUGGGUCCUCUGAAUUACAUGCGAAUUUGGCACGACAAUUCUGGAAUUGGAACUCGUCAAUCUUGGUUCCUGAAUUUUGUCAUAGUGAAGGAUAUCCAAACAGGAGAGAAGUACGAGUUUAUUGCCAACAGAUGGUUUGCAGUUGAGGAAGAUGAUGGCCAAGUGGAUCGGCUUUUGCCGGUCGCUGGACUGGAGCAGAAGAAAGACCCAAAUUUCCUGUUCAACACGCAUUCUCAACGGAACCUGUACGACGAGCAUCUGUGGUUCUCAGUUUUCAUGAGGCCUCCACGAAGCCGUUUCACUCGGGUCCAACGUGUUUCCUGCUGCAUGGCUUUCCUCUAUCUGUCUAUGUUAACCAAUGCCAUGUGGUAUGGCACCGUGCCACAGCAUCCAACUAGUAACGCACUUCGCUUUGGACCUUUCAUCUUGUCUACGGCGCAGAUUGGCGUGGGGAUGAUGGCAAAUCUCAUAAUCUUCCCUCCUUCGUUCCUGAUUGUCUUUCUAUUCAGAAAGUCCAGACCAAGGAAACUGAGACCAUCCAGGAUUGAUCGGGCUCUUGACUUAGACGGUCGCCCCCAAUACAUCAGCUCGGGAGGAGUCGAACAAUCUAAGAAGAUGAGGAGGAAGAAGAGGUUCUCUUUGCCGUGGUGGUUUGUAGUUCUGGCCUGGUUACUUGUCAUCGUUUGUAUCGCAGUCAGCGUCUUCUUCGUCUGGGCCUACGGAAUCCAAUUCGGGAAUGAGAAAACGUGCAAAUGGGCCACGUCUCUUGUCACUUCUUUCUUCUCUUCUGUCCUCAUCGUCGAACCCCUCAAGAUUCUCCUGAUGGCCCUCUUGUUCAGUUGCAUCUUCAAAGUGGAACCUAGCGACGAUGAUGCAGAUGAAGACGAAGAAGAUCCUCGUCUUAGAUAUGAUCAGGAGUGGAUCCCUGAGAGACGAAAUGAGGGAGUUGGGUAUCGCCCGAUGAAUCAGACGGCUUUACAGGCAAUCAGGGAGAAAAGACUGCAGGAAGUCCGGAUGUGGGAGAUCAUCAAGGAGAUCGCUCUUUACAUCUUCUACCUUUGGGUCAUUCUCAUCCUCUCAUAUGGUAACAGGAACCCGAAUGCCUUCUACCUCAAGGAUGCCUUCGAUAACGCCUUCCUAAGGAUAGGAAACCCCGACGUGGACUUCACCAAGGUGGUCACGACAAGCGACUACUGGAGCUGGCUAAACGGGGUUGUGAUGGAUCAACUCCGUGCUCAGAAUUGGUACAAUGGAGAUGCGCCCUGGGGCUUCAAAGGUUUCCUGGACGAUCGAGUAAAUCGACUCCUUGGAUAUGGAACACUUCGUCAAGUCCGAGUCCGUCCCCAGACUUGUUUGUAUACGGACGCAUCGGAGAUGGGAACUCUUCCCAUUGUGGGAAAUCUUGACGUCUACAGUGGUGGAGGAUACGUGGUGGAAUUGAAAGGAUUAGAAUCUGAAAUUCGAGAUCGCCUCGUGACUCUGCAAGGUCUCGACUGGAUCGAUCGUUACACCAGGGCCGUCUUCCUGGAAUUCUUCACUUACAACGCUCAAGUGAACUUGUUCGGAGUUUGCCGGGUGAUGGUUGAAAUGAUUCCUGGUGGAGGGAUGGUGCCAAGCUCGCGAUUCGACGGAAUUACCCUGCUCCCCUAUCAAACCACAUUCGGUGUCUUCAUCCUCAUCUGCGAACUGCUUUUCCUCCUCUUCAUCCUUUAUUUCACUUAUCAAUGCUUCAGAGCGUGCUGCAGGGAAAAACGUCAAUACUUCCAUCAAUACUGGAACUACGUCGACAUGACAACUCUGUUGCUGGGAUGGACUGCUGUCGGGCUCUACGCCUAUCGAUAUGUUGUCACUCGGGACAUCUUGGAGAAGAUCUUUGAAUCCUACGGCAACGAAUACGUCAACCUCCAGCAUGUGGCUCUCAUUGACGAGAUUUUCGGAUAUAUGAUUGCCUUCCUCACCUUCAUCGGAAUGGUUUCCUUUAUCAGACUCCUUCGAUUCAAUCGUCGAAUGGGAGUCCUUGCGGCAACUAUGAGACAAUGUUGGAACGACCUUUUGGGCUUUGGCUUCGUAUUCUUCACGUUCUUCAUCGCAUUCUGUCUCAUGUUCAAUCUUUUCUUCUACACGGACCUGGAAGAAUGGCGGAAUUUCGUGACGGCCUUCGAGACCUGCUUUUCCAUGUUGUUGGGGAAAUUCAAGUUCGACAGCAUGAGACAGACCAACAUUGUCGGAGCGGUCUUUUUCUUUUUCUUCGCCCUCUCGAUGAGUCUCGUCAUGAUCAACAUAUUGAUGACCAUCAUCAUUCGAGCGUUUGAAGUUAUCAAGACAGACCUGUUCAAGCAGCCGAACGAAUAUGAAGUAAUGGAGUUCCUCUGGGCCAGGGCAAAAUCCUAUUUCGGCCUGUCUGGACGAAGGGGAAGGGUGGCUCCAACUUCUCAAGAUCCACAAAAUCACGACAAGGGAAACGGAAAGAAUCAAGGCGACGACAAAGCCUGGGAGGUGAACCAAAAAGUUGAUAUGCUCAUUCAUCACAUCAACACCGUUUACUUCCACGGCAACCUGGAUCUCAGCAACAAGGAUUGGAUGAAGGAAAUACCUCAACGGAGAAACAUCACUGGCCGAAAUCGAAAUCAAUUUCAUUGAGAUUCUUCGUGGCGACAAUGAUAACCCUUGGAACUUUUCUCUCAAUUUUCUUAAUUUUGGUUGACUUCCUCAUGAAUCUUGCCGAUUUUGACUAUUGCAGGAUGCACCGUGGAAAAUUUAUACUAAGCCGGAUCUAUUUAAUUUUCAUAGACGAUUUCCUCUUUCAUAGUAUUUACGCCGCUAUUAGUACCUCAACCGAUUCAUCCACUGCGGUAUGAUGGAAUUCUUCCCUUUUCACGCAGUUCCAAACUUUGAACUCAAUCAAUGCAUUUUACUUUUACUUUUCGUAUUUCGAAUUCCUGUGCACUCUAUAUUUUAC